UCAGAGGCGAGCAGAGAUGUGACGUUCAGUAACCGGCUCUGAGAAUAAAGAGGAGGGCACCUGCAACACAGACUCAGAGAGAGAGAGAGACCCAGAGGGGGCGCAGCCGGGAACCGGGCACUUACAGUGGGCACAGAGAGAGGGAGAUCUGUUCACGUCUCCCAUCCAGAUCGGACACCGGCGUGAACAAAGCGGGGAAGACAAACUGCUGGGAAAGGAGUGUCGGAAACAAGUCAGUGUUUAACUUUCCCGGAGCGGAGCCUCCAGCGAGGAUUCAAUUUGACAACAUGAUACUGCAGGUGAAGUUUAUGACCGGUGACAUUGUCACACUUGAGAUCAAUCCUUCCAUUCAAGUGUCAGCUCUCAAGAUGAUGAUAUAUGAGAAGACCAAGGUACCUGUUUACCAACAGCGUCUGGUGAUACAAAACGGGAACACUCAAGAGCUGAAGGACAACAAGAGACUGUCUGACUACUGUGUCCCUCCCAGUAACACUGUCAUGCUGAUCGUCAAGAAUGAGGAGCGCAUUCAGAUCUUCCUGCAGAAUGACAAGGGAAAACUUUCUACAUACGAUGUUCGUCCCUCUCAGUCUGUUGAGGAAUUUAAAGCACAAGUCCAGCGACAGGAGCGUGUCCCAGCCAAUCAGCAGCGCCUGAUGUACGAUGGGAAACAGCUGGAGGAUGGUCGGUUACUCUCUGACUACAAUAUUCAGCCAGAGAGCACCAUCUUCCUCUUGCUGCGUUUGCGGGGUGGCUCACUGUGACAGCACCAAUACACAAUCAGUGGGAGAUGUUCCUCAAAACUGUUAUCAAAAUCUACUGCUGUAUUCCCCCAAUUAUACAAUUCCUAUGCUGUUAGGGAUCACAGUUAGUAAGUGGCCUUUCAGCUGUCACUCUGCUCUGUAUUAUAUGUACUGAUGCCCAUGUUCCUGAUGUGUACAAACAGGCCUUAGCCAGCACUUGCAAACAGCAAGAGAUACGUCAGGAGAGGGAGGGGAAAAAAGAAUGUGAAAUGGGAACUGGCAAGUAUUUUUUAUUGAAUAAAUGUUAUCAAGGGGUACUGAACCUUUUUCCUUUGGACCUGGAUUCAGAUAAAACCCAACUUCCCUCAGUCUGCAGUUUGCAGGGAACUUAACUGAAAUAACUGGGGUCAGUAAGUCACAACAUUCACAUUCUCACAGCAUUGAAAUUAUUCUUUUUUUGCUUCUAAUUGACAUCAGUGAGCUGUGCCUCAGGAUGGUUGCUACAUGAAUAAAGAAUGGGAUCACUUUUUGUUAUUCAUUGAAACGUACCUAAAAUAACCGUGCGGAAUGGAUGGUCAAAAUGGUUAUCAAAUUUACUUACGUUUAUUAACAAUGGUGUUGAAUAUUUUACAAAUAUUUGUUUUUGCCUGAUUAAACCUGAUUGUAUAACAUACUUACAUGUAAAUAAUAUUGUUAAGCUA
Hemiscyllium ocellatum (epaulette shark) is the source of this 1441-nucleotide messenger RNA. Its product is annotated as polyubiquitin-like. The transcript has 2 exons. Gene Ontology annotation, molecular function: ubiquitin protein ligase binding; protein tag activity. Gene Ontology annotation, cellular component: cytoplasm; nucleus. Lineage: Eukaryota; Metazoa; Chordata; Chondrichthyes; Orectolobiformes; Hemiscylliidae. The record is from RefSeq and is a predicted model, not a curated record. Gene Ontology annotation, biological process: modification-dependent protein catabolic process; protein ubiquitination. The coding region runs from base 288 to 761 and encodes 157 amino acids.